CCAUCUCAGGAAAUAAUGAGCCAAAAACAAGAGAGAGAGAGAGAGAGAGAGAGAGAGAGAGUAAAAAAAAGAGACUCAUUUCUAGAGGAAGAAAGGGAAGCAGAAACAGCGAGGUUUUUUAGCGAGAAACAUAGAGAUGGGACAGAUCGUGAAGAGGAAGAAGAAAGGAAGACCAUCCAAGGCAGAUCUAGCUCGGCGGUCGUCGGGGCAGAAUCCGGCGGUUACUGAGCCUAAUCGACGGCGCAGUCUCCGGCGCCGGAAUGUGAGGUAUAACAAUUUUAUCGACUACGAUGAUUACCUGGACGACUUCGAGGAGUACGAGGAGAUUGAAGAAGAAGAAGAAGAAGAAGAAGAAGAAGAAGAAAGGAGGAAAGAGAAAAAGCUCAAGCUAGUACUCAAGCUCAACAACCAGGAACAGAGCCGCAACAAAGCGGCGCGUGCAUGUCACGCAUACAGAGAUCACGCCCGCAGAGAUUCUGCGGCGUCUUCGUCGGAGGAGGAGGUAGACGAGAGCGAAAAGAAGCCAUUGAAGGAGAGGAAAAUCAACGGCGGAGAUGAUAGUGAAGCAGAGGACGAGAGUGAAAAUGACCAUGGAAAUGAAGAUGAUAACGAUCAAGAGGAAAGGGAUCGAAAAGCUGAUGCCAAAGUGCAGGAAUCUGUACCAGGGACACCAACUAAUCAUCCAAAUGGGUUGCCUAUGCCUGAUAAGAGGUCGCUCGAGUUGAUUCUAGACAAGCUUCAAAAGAAGGACACAUAUGGCGUUUAUGCAGAACCGGUGGAUAUUGAAGAGCUACCUGAUUAUUUUGACGUAAUUGAGAAUCCAAUGGACUUUGCCACAGUGAGGAAGAAACUGGCGAAUGGGUCAUACUGGACCUUUGAACAAUUUGAGAGUGAUGUGUUUUUAAUUUGCUCAAAUGCAAUGAAAUACAAUUCACCAGAGACCAUAUAUCAUAAGCAGGCAAGAGCUAUCCAAGAGCUAGCAAGGAAGAAGUUCCAGAAGUUAAGGAUUGACUUAGAACGCUCUGAGAAGGAGCUUAAUUCAGAACAGAAAGCAAAACCCAACUUCUUGGCAAAAAAACAAAUGAAGAAGCCUUUGAGCCGGACUGUGCAGGAACCUGUAGGCUCUGAUUUUUCUUCAGGUGCCACUCUUGCCACCACUGGUGAUCUCCAGAAUGGUAUUGUUGCUGCCCAAGCUAGUGGCUGUGACAGACCUAGUAACAUUGAUGUUCCUAUAGAGGGUACCUCUUCCCUGGUUGAUAAUACUAUGGAGAAAGCAGAAGAACUAUCAUCAGGGAAGGGUUUCCUAUCGAAAUUUGCAAAGAAGUCAUCCAUGCUUGAUGAAAACCGCCGUGCUACUUAUAACAUAUCAGAUCAACCUGUGACCAGAUCAGAAUCUAUUUUUACAACGUUUGACAGUGAAAUCAAACAGCUGGUUGCUGUUGGGCUUCAUGCAGAUUAUUCUUAUGCUAGGAGCUUGGCUUGCUUUUCUGCAAUGCUUGGACCUGUAGCAUGGAAAGUUGCCUCUCAGAGGAUUGAGCAAGCACUACCCCCAGGGUGUAAGUUUGGUCGUGGGUGGGUUGGAGAGUAUGAGCCACUGCCAACACCAGUUCUAAUGUUUGAAACACGUACACAGAAAGAAUGUACUUUGUUUACAAAGUUACAAGGUGCUGCUGAUGCAAUAAAAAGUGACUCAACUUCAAGGACCCCAAUUCCUGCCAAGGAAAAUCAUGCUAGAGCACCGACUUCAGAAGGAAAACAGUCUUUGUUUCGUCCAACUUGUGGACCUAUCUCAGAAGGAAGACUGUCCAUGUUUUCUUCCACUGGAUCAAAACCCAGUACCCCUUUCCUUGUUAAUCCUGCUUAUCAGCAGCAAAACCUUCCGCCUAGGAAUUUUGCUGAGGCUCAAAAUAAGGCUUCAAAACAAGUUGAACUCAACUUGCCCCCAUCAAGCUAUCCACAUGAUGCUGAUGUUGCAGAAAAGCAUCUCCCUAAUAAUUCAGAAACAGCAACUCCCAAGUCAAGGGAGAUGCCAAGGACAGUGGGUCUUGUACAGCCAGUGCCUUCUAAGCAGCCAGAUAAUAGUGGAGUUGGUUCUGGUGGGUUACCUAAUGGAAAAGUCGCUAGUUCGUUGAAUAGUAGAUCUUCUGAUGGUGUUUCCAAUCAAGUGGCCCGAACACCAACAUUCUUUGCUCAGGGACAUGAACAUGUUCUUAAUGAUCCAGUUGAAGCGAUGAGAAUAUCAGCUGGAAGGGCUCAAAAACAGCAGAAACCUUCAAAUCAAUCCUCAGUUGAUAAUACAGCACCUGAUAUACCAUCACUUCCGCCUGUAAGAAACAAUUCUAGCAAUGCUGCUGCUGUUGCAGCCCGCGCAUGGAUGUCCAUAGGUUCUGGGGGUUUUAAAGUACCGACUGAAAAUUCCACCACACCCAAAAAUCAGAUCUCUGCAGAUUCAUUAUACAACCCAACUCGGCAAAUGCAUCCCCAACUUCCUCGAGUUCAGGGGCAGUUUCCUCUUCCUGCAGCGAUGCAAUUUCAGGCUGAGAAGAAUAAUGUUCCAUUUCAGGCAUUUAUGCAGCCACCUGUUCAUGUAGGAAACGAUGGACAGUUUCAAAACAGACCUAUGGUCUUCCCUCAAUUUGUAGCGGCUGACUUGUAUAGGCUUCAGAUGCAAUCCUCAUGGCGAGGGCUAAGUCCACAUUCUCAGCCGAAUCAAAAACAAGAGACACUUCCUCCUGACUUGAAUAUUGGUUUCCAGUCUCCAGGAUCUCCAGUGAAGCCGUCUUCAGGGGUCAUGGUCGACUCACAGCAGCCGGACUUGGCCUUGCAACUCUGAGCAUGGAUGGGCUUUUUAGAGGAUCUGAAGAUUGACAAAGAUUGCUGAUGCUGAGGUAAUACUGGCUAUGGACUCAAGAACUCGAAAUUUUUUAUUCCAUCAUUACUCAGCUGCAUAAAGUGACAGCAUGCUGCUUGUUUCUUGGUGUGAUAGAGAGGUCUGGCGUACCUAAUAUGGUGUGGGUAUUUUAACACCAGUCUUGGAUGCAGAAGCUGGAAAUCCUGGAUUUAGUCCUUGGCUGGGUUCUUUCUGUCUGUACAGAGAGGGGAUUUUUGCAAUUACAAUAGAUGAAAUGACAAUUGGAGAUUCGUGGGAAGAUAAAUUUUUAAUAGUGCUGCAUAUGUUUGGUCUUUCUCCCAUCGAAGAUUACUGACUUAGAGCAGUCCUUAGUUUCUGUGAGAGAGUUGAAAAAGAAAAGCAGUUAAAGAAGUACAAGGAUUCUUGAUGUUUAGGACUAUAUCAUCUAUGGAUUACGUAUCAAAUGGGUCAUACAUAAGUUUCAGUUGCAGCUAUUCCAUUGUACAUUGGAUUCUGGCGGAUGAGAAUUAGUUGCUUAGAUUCUAGUCGUCUUUGAUUCCUUCAAUAUGAAUGCAUUCACAAUUUCCCAUCUUUUUAUAGCACCUAAUAAUUCACUCUCAUCUCAUAAGGAAUAAUGUUUUUUUUUU
Molecule: messenger RNA, 3498 nt
Organism: Hevea brasiliensis (rubber tree)
Lineage: Eukaryota; Viridiplantae; Streptophyta; Magnoliopsida; Malpighiales; Euphorbiaceae
Exons: 9
Coding region: 137-2833 (898 amino acids)
Molecular function (GO): protein binding
Source: RefSeq, a predicted model, not a curated record